GACUCCUCCAAGUGUUGUGUGUGUGUUUAUGUAUCUGAUUGUGUAUCUGUAUCUAUUUACAGGAGACUGAACACCCUCAACAAGUGUGCCCUGAUGAGACUGGAGAUCUCCCCACAGAGAAAGAGAAGUGAGGAUUCAGACGAGGAAGAGCCGUGCGCCAUCAGUGGCCUUUGGACCUUCCAGCGGGACAGCAAGCGCUGGUCUCGCCUGGAGGAGCUGGAUGUCUUCUUCCUCCCGGGUGGAAACCAGCUGCCCUUCCCCCAGGUCCAGAGACCCUCGGCCGGUCAGGGGCAGCUCCGCGAGGGCCUGAGCUCCGAGAGCGUGCUGACGGAUCUCAGCGAGCAGCCCGAGGUGGCCUCGCUUCACAGCAGCGGGAGUGUGGGAGAGGGAGGGAUAGUCGAUGGUGCCACAUCUAGCGAUGCCACCCCAGCGGCYGGRGCCACCCGCGCCAACUCGAUGGCCAGCAUGUGCUCCUCCUCGGGCACGGGCGGGUCGUGCGGCGCCAACGAGGACUCGCUGUCUGACGGGCAUCCGCACUCACCAUUGGAGACGACCCAAGGUCYCUUCUCCUUCGACGGCAAGCCCAGUGGAAUUGUGGGAACAGGAGGGAUAGAYGGAGGAGGGAGCGAGACUAGAGGAGGGAAGAGCACGCGCUCACGGGCCAAGAGUUURCUCAAGCGCAUGGAGAGCAUCAGACUGAGGAGCGCCACUUCCAAUAGCAAGAAGAAGAACGGAGGCGGGGGAAGGCCUUCCAAACUGGAGAUCAGCGGGCCGGUCAUCAAAGAAGGACUAGACGACGACAAGCUACGGCGCCUCAACUGUGUUGACAUCUCCAGCCUCACCCUCAACCCGACCCAAACCAUGACCCUGAACCGUAACAGGAGCGUAUCCUACUCCACGCAGACCAGCAGUGGCAGCAUGGGGAGCGCCGGAAGCACAGGCAGUAGCCAAUCGGAAGCAAGCAGCGGGAGCGCCGUUAGCACCCCGAGCCCGGUGACACGAACCCGAAGCCACAGCACCGUGGCGGGGGCCAGUAAGAGAGGUGGGAUGUACCUGGAAGGUUUUGACCCGUUAAGCGUGUUCCUACAGCCGCCUGYAGAACAACAACCCCCAGSUUCCACCCAACCCAAAACCAGACAGAAACCKCCUCAMCAACKGCCUAGUAARCMGACAGUGGCUGAGCAAAACCAAAGCAAGCGAGGUCGCCUCAACGGAGAGAGGGAGGAGGAAGGGGAGGAAGAAGGCGUGAUUUUCUUCUACCUUCCCGAAGGCCACAAACCGGGCACAUUCCCCAAAGCGCUCGGCGACGGCAAACAACCACCGCAAAGUGGAAAUGACGAAAACAGGCCUCUUGCCGCCGCCGGCAGGCGCUACCUCGGUAGUCGAUGCCAAACGCGUCGCGGCUCCACCGGCUCAGCAGACAGCCGCCUGAGUUUCUAUGACAACGUGCCCAACGUGGCCUAUCAAGGCGAGGAAGACGAUGAAGACAAUGAAGAAGGGGAGGGGCCAAAGUUGGAGGAUGUGCUGGAAUGUGUCAACGGCCUGCAGCGAUUCGUCAACGCCUGGACGGACAGGGUGGCAGCCGGAGAAGAGGAUGACGAAGAGGAAGAAGAAGAGGGAGAUUCGGAUUCGGCAUUGGAUUCAGCGUCUCCAUGUCCGUCCUCACCUUUGCAGAACCAGCUGGAGGAGACGGACAACGGGAGCGACCAGGACAGCACGGGCAACCCUCUGGGAGAAGGAGAGAGGGAAGAAGGAGAGAGGGAAGAAGGAGAGAGGGAAGAAGGAGAGGGGGAAGAAGGAGAAGGGGAAGAAGCCAUGAGGGAGAGGAGGGACUCCGGAGUGGGAGCCUCUCUCACCAGAUCUAACAGGCCUCAGAAGCUGCGCUGGCCCAGUUUCCAGGCCUCCCACCGGCCCAGUCACUCCUGGGCCCAGCGGCAGAUGGGCUGCCAGUCGGUACUGCAGAUGAACCUGCUCCAGAAGCUCUGCCUGCUCCAGCUUACAGCCCUCCUGGAGAAACACACCCCCACCAACAAACACGGCUUCAGCUGGGCUGUGCCGAAGUUUAUGAAGCGGAUCAAGGUGCGGGACUACAAAGACCGAAAUGUGUUUGGAGUGCCUCUGCUGCUUAACGUCCAGCGUACGGGUCAGCCCCUGCCCCAGAGCAUUCAACAGGCCAUGCGCUACCUACGCAGCCAAUGUCUAGACCAGGUACAGACGGUCUGUGGUCUCUUCAGGAAGUCGGGGUUAAAUCACGUUAUUCAGGCACUCCGUCAGAUGAACGAAACAUGCGGCGCCGACGGAGGCGGAGAUCAGUUACGAGGGCCAAUGCGGCUUACGACGUGGGCUGACAUGCUGAAGCAGUAUUUCGGGGGACUGCCAGAGCCGCUGCUCACCAGCAAACUGUCUGAGAGCUUCCUGCAGAUCUACCAAUACAUGCCCAAGGAGCUGCGUCUUUCAGGCUACGCGAGCGCCGUGCUGCUGCUGCCGGACGAGAGCCGCGAGGCGCUGCAGACCCUCCUGUGUCUGAGUGACGUCACCGCCGCCGCUGGGGAUGACAGGAAAGCAGCCGCUGGAGUAACGACCAGAAGGGGUGCAACCUACGAGAACUUUGGCCGCCUAGCAUGCGGGCCUGCGCUACACAUGAUCCAGGAGUGCAGGAAGCUCUUCAGUGGUACAUGUCUGAACACCUAG
This is a messenger RNA of Salvelinus sp. IW2-2015, 2691 nucleotides long. Lineage: Eukaryota; Metazoa; Chordata; Actinopteri; Salmoniformes; Salmonidae. The record is from RefSeq and is a predicted model, not a curated record.